Messenger RNA from Racocetra persica, 165 nucleotides. Lineage: Eukaryota; Fungi; Glomeromycota; Glomeromycetes; Diversisporales; Gigasporaceae. The record is from the annotation of a GenBank genome assembly.
AUGACAGAACUAAGCCACUUUAAGCGAGAAAUUCUUCAUAGUGCUAUUACCGUACGGGGUAAUAAAAAAAAAGGUAUGGUCGAUGACGGAGCUGUAAGGCUCAGAGGAAAAAGAAAGUCGAUAGCUGAGCUGCAAAACUCAACCCAUCUCUAUAUGAAGAUAAAA